Messenger RNA from Schistosoma turkestanicum, 1712 nucleotides. The record is from the annotation of a GenBank genome assembly. NCBI's taxonomy places the organism in Eukaryota, Metazoa, Platyhelminthes, Trematoda, Strigeidida, Schistosomatidae.
UUAUCAGUCAUUGAAUAAAUCCCCUUGAUUAAUUACAUUUGUCAAAAUGUCUAGUUUUCUUAGGUUCAAGAACUAUGCAGUCAAGCCUUUAGAUAACGCGAUUACAUCAUCUAGAUUGUUAAUACAAUAAAAUCAACCACAGGAAAUCAUUAAUGUGUCAUGUAUCAAUCCAUUGUCUGGUUAAAUUUGCGUACCCUUAUCGUGUCACUUUUGUUCUCUUCAGGUCAACAUUGGUCAAUCACUUUUGAAGGUUGGAUGUUGAUUUUCAUACUCCUUUUCACAUCAGUCUAAGCGCCCUGAAAAUAUAAAAGUGAAAUUUAAAGGGGGAGAGGUGGAUGAAAGUAGAAGUCCCAACAAAUUCAUAGACCAAUCAGAAGCUGAGUUGAAAUGAUAAAAAUUCAUUUUAAUUAUUUCAUGGGCUAAGUCAUAGCACUAAAUAUCUUCAACGUGUUUUGAAUCUAUUGUUAAGAGUGAGGAGCAUUCAAAAUCAUUGCGUCUUAAAUAUUCUAACAGUUUUCAAGGUAUUAUACCAUAACGACAACUUUGGGUUCAAUUUACUAAAUGGAUCAAUUUAACGGUCGACUGCAUAGAUUUUACUCUCCCAUUGCCAGUGAAAUAGAUGAAGAAAAUGUAUAUCCACCGCUAAGUGGAGGACUAUACAAUCAUAAUCGAUUGAAUCGGAUGACGUUUUUCUCAACAACUUCAUCAAAUUCAUCUCUAGCCUCAGGAUUGUCGGAUACAAAUUUUACUAAUUUAGAACAGACCGCAGCUACCGGUAACAGUAAUAGUACAACUAAUCGUUUUGGAUUCUCUGAUGGAUUAAUAAAUCUUGAACAUUCCACUAGUGACAGACAGCAUUUAAAUGCAGUCUGGACUAAUAAUUCUCAUAGCUCUUCCAGAUUUAUGUGCAAUCCAUUGAAUGUUUAUGAUGUUGACGAGAAUCUACCAUCAGUUACAAACUAUGAACAGUACAAACAAACAUAUAGUCGUAAUUUUAUACAAAAUACUAAUGAUACUAUUAGUAAUGAUACUGAAGCAUCUCCAUACUGUUCAAUUGUAUCAUUUCAAAAUAAUAUGAAUGGACAAAAUUUUUGUGUUAAUUGUCGUUACAAUCACGUGAUGAUGAAUGGACAAUUGUGUUCGUGUAAUUGUCAUAAUGAGUCGAAAGAAGUCAUGACAACACCAAUAUUAAAUUUUAAUAACAAUCCGAAGAAUGCUCAUUAUAUAAAUCGACCCUUGUCGCCUGAUAAUUAUCCGACACCGACUAAACAUUCAUGGAAUAGCACAUCAUCAUUAUCAGAAUCAAUGACACAUCCAGUUCUCCCUCCACUUACAAAUGCACUAACUGAACAACGAAAUAAUAACUCCGUUAAUAAUCAUAAUACAUUCCGUUAUUUUGGUGUAUCUUCUUCCAUUGCAACUGAUGAUUCACCGAGUGGAUAUGAAUCAUCGUCUCCAUCCGCUUUAGAUAUAACCGGUGAUGUAAGAACAGUAAAUUUUGUUUCUCACGAUCAACCUCCAUUGAUAACAUGAUGACGGUGAAGUUGGCAAUGAUAAUAAUGCAUUUAUCAUUGUUUAUUUUAAAUUAAUUUGAUUUUCUUUUAUAGAUAUAAUAAUAAUGUGCUGAUGCUUACACAGAGAUAAUAGAACGAAGAACGCGAAAUUGUUGAACACUUAAAAUUCUACAAAAUAGAUUUUGAACAAUAGUUAUA